Molecule: messenger RNA, 793 nt
Organism: Argentina anserina (silverweed cinquefoil)
Lineage: Eukaryota; Viridiplantae; Streptophyta; Magnoliopsida; Rosales; Rosaceae
Product: NEDD8-conjugating enzyme Ubc12-like
Exons: 6
Coding region: 181-741 (186 amino acids)
Biological process (GO): protein neddylation
Cellular component (GO): nucleus
Molecular function (GO): NEDD8 transferase activity
Source: RefSeq, a predicted model, not a curated record
GGUGAAGGCAGAAGGAAAAGGGCGACCAUGAAAAUGAGAAAAACAAACCAACAAAUGAAAAAUAGUCUAACAGAUGGAAAACUGUGAGAGUAUUUAGUAAGACUAUCCCAGGAUGCCAUUAUUGGCAGCAAAUUAAGUUUUCAUCGGUUUCUUUAUGCAACAUUUGAUCUAGCAGAAACAAUGAUCAGGUUAUUCAAAGUGAAGGAAAAGCAACAGGAAGUGUUAGACAAUGCAAAGGAGAAGGCACCAUUCAAGAAGCAAAGUGCAGGAGAAUUACGUGUUCAAAGAGAUAUAACUGAGUUGAACCUGCCAAAUACAAUUAACAUAGCAUUCCCCAAUGGACAAGAUGAUCUGAUGAACUUUGAGGUCACCAUUGAACCAGAUGAGGGAUACUAUAAAGGUGGCAGGUUUCUCUUCACAUUUGAAGUUACCCCAGUCUAUCCUCAUGAAGCACCAAAGGUCAAGUGCGAAACCAAGGUUUAUCAUCCAAACAUCGACUUGGAAGGGAAUAUCUGCCUUAAUAUUCUUCGUGAAGAUUGGAAACCAGUUCUCAACAUAAGCACUGUUAUUUACGGAUUGUAUUACCUAUUUACGCAACCAAAUUAUGAAGAUCCCUUGAAUCAUGAGGCAGCUGAAGUUUUGAGAGAUAAUCCAGAGACGUUCGAAUCAAAUGUGAAAAGGGCGAUUGCUGGUGAUCAAUGGAUUGGAACUACCUAUUUCCCUCGCCCCGAUUAUUAUUGAGAUCCCACUGUACCUCAUAAUGCUAACUCAAGGUCCAAGCUAGUCUUUUGCA